UAUAUAUUAAGAGACUCCUGAAGACAGAGCUCUUCAAAGAGCACUUACUCUCCUAACACCUCUAACACACUAACUACUUCUAACCUCAUUUCCUUCUUCCCCUCCUUCACUUCUCUAUCCCUUUAUAUCCUUUUACUUCGACCUCCUUUAAGCCCUAUCUAAAAAAGGUUUAUCUUAAUUCCUAUUACUUUUGUACUUGACUAUUUUAAGUCGCUUUGGACAAAAGUGUAAGUCCACUGUCUCUUUUCAGUUUUCAUUUAGAUUAUGAUUUCUUACAAGGCCUAUAGGACUAAUGUGACCUACUUAAUUCUUAGGAAAAUUGUAUAUAAAAUAUUAGCAAAUAUCCCAUGAUUAACUACAUGUGUUGCAGACCUUUUGUAAAAUGUAAAAAGUCAACGAAUGUUUGCGUAGAAUGAUCUGCGUAAAUAUAUUUAGAAAUAAAAUGUGUGUGAUUUACAGAACUAGAAGUGAAAUUUUCCUUUACCAGACAGUGUACAAACCACACAACAAACCAGAGUUUCAGAACAAUAGUGUAAUUCAACUCAGCAGAAAUGUGUGGUUAGCAUGAGUUAUAAUUCCAUGAACGUCUCUUACUUCUUACAACACGUAAACAUACCAGCACCAGCAGAUGACAUGUCUCUCCAAACCAUCACUGAUUGUGGAAACUACACAUUAGACCUCAAGCAGCUUGGACUGUGUGUCUCUCCACUCUUCUUCCAGACUCUGCUCCCUUGAUUUACAAAUGAAAUGUAAAAUUUACUGAUGAUCAGUGAUGGUUUUGGAGAGACAUGUCAUCUGCUGGUGUUGAUCCACUGUGUUUUUUAUCAAGUCUAAAAUCAGUACAGCAGUGUUUUCCCCAAAAAUCUUACAGCACUUCAUGCUUCCCUAAGCUAAAAACUUUUAUGGAGAUGCAGAUUUAAUUUUCCAGCAGGACUUCCAAAAGUACCAAUUGGUCUUACAUAAUAUUCAAAUUUUCUAAGAUGCUGAUUUUUGGGUUUUUAUUGGCUGUAAGCCAUAAUCAUCAACAAUAACAGAAAUAAAUACUUAAAAUAGAUCACUCUGUGUGUUUAAUACAUCUAUACAAUAUGAGUUUCACAAUUUGAGCAGAAUUACUGAAGUAAAGUAAUUUUCUGGUAUAAAACUGCAUAAAAUAAAAUAAAGUUAUGAUAAAAAGAAAAAAAAAUCAUGUGAUCUUCACCCAGUGAUGUCAAUCUCAUUACUCUCAUCAUUUUGUAUAAAAUGUUAAGAAUACAGUAUCAGUAUAUAAGUCGUUGGUCAGAUCUGUUAUUGUAAUGCUCUGGUGUAAUCUAAUUUAUAGAGUUUAGCACAUGAAAUUGUGGCAUAAAGUUUUUACUAGCUUAAAUUAUUUAAACACUUAAUAACUCAAUCAUUCCAUACUUCCAAAUAAGUAUCUCAACUGUUAUAUAAUGGGAAUCAUGUGUGUUUAAAACAAAACCCACAGUGUACAAAUAGAAUGUGCUACUUUGCAUAAAAGGAAGUGGGAAAUUUCAAGGUUUAAAGUUCUAAACCAGGUAAGACAGACCCUGUGGGAUUGUGUUGGUGUGGUUGGGCUGUAAUUAUAUGCUUGAAUGUCAGGUUUCUCAGGUAAUUCCCUGGAACUAUGCUACGGUAUUUUUUUUUCUUCUUCUUCAGAUUUUUGUCUAUGGUUAGCCCACUAUCAGCCUGCUGUCUCUCACCCCCGCACGUCUUGGCUAUUUAAGCAUUCGAGACUUCCUGCUGUACGCACAGCAAGACGGGGCUGAAGAAAUAGACGCAUACAGACACAUACAGGCACGUUCUGUCAUGGCUCGGCUUGAUGUUACAGAGAUCUUUGAUGGCAUCACCUUCCCUGGGCAUCUGCACACUCAGGACUCACUCCGCUAUGCUGUGGACUUCAAAUUUGAGGAUACAGACACCUUGAUUGUCACGUAUCCUAAAUCAGGAACGACCUGGAUGCAAGAGAUGGUGACUCUGGUGUCCUGCAGGGGGGACCCACUCAAGACUCAAACUCAGCCCAACUGGGCACGGGCCCCCUGGCUGGAGCAGUAUUACUGUCCUGAAGUCCUGAAGGCUUCACAGGGCCCUCGUGUCCUUACCACUCAUCUGCCAUACCACCUACUGUCCACUGCCCUGCAGGGCUCCAAGGCUAAGGUCAUAUAUGUGUCGAGAAACCCCAAAGACGUGGCUGUGUCUUACUACCACUUCCACAAGAUGGCCAAGUUCCUGCCUGAGCCAGGCCCUUUCUCUCACUUUCUCAGUGAUUUUGUGGAAGGAGCAGUUCAUUAUGGGUCGUGGUUUGAUCAUGUGAAAGGUUGGAGCAGUAAUGCUGGAAACAUUCAAAACUUCCUUUGCAUCACGUAUGAAGAAAUGUGGCAGGAUCUGCGUGGUUCUCUGCAGCGAGUGAGCAGCUUCCUGCAGUGCCCUCUGCUGGAGGAGGAGCUAACCAGUGCUGAGAAGGGCUGCAGCUUCAGCACCAUGAGAGAAAACUCUAUGGUGAAUUAUACUCUCGUUCCUGAGGAGAUCAUGGAUCACAGCAAGGGAACGUUCAUGAGGAAAGGUAAAAUUGGAGACUGGGUAAACACCUUCUCUGAACAGCAGAGUCUCAGAUUUGAUGACGUGUUCGCUUCCAAGAUGGCCGACUCCUCUCUGAAGUUUGUGUGGCAGAAUCCUGAAGAGACAGCGUUGCUGAAGUCGAGGAUAGACACUGAACUUCCAACUCGCCAUGCAGCUUAAAUCCUUACAGUCAUUAGCAGUGGUUGUGUUCUCUAUAUAUGGUUUGUCUAUACGUCUAUACGUUGGUUUAUGUAUUUGUUUUUAUAUUCCAAAUCAUGCUGUAGUGUUUCUGUUGGCCCUUUAUCAUUAAAUAUUGUGCCAGUGUGUUUAGAGUUAAAAGAACAAAGUUUUUACAUUUUUUUGUGUGUAAAAGUUUUUCAUUUUUCCAAAUGUGUUUAUAAUAAAGAAGUGGUGCUUAUGUAUUUUGUAAUGAUAGCCUUUUAUGUACUUUUACUGUGUCUGUUUUGUCAGCACAUGUGGUGUUAAUAUAAGCGUAUAUAAACUAUACAGGGUUGGUUUUACAUUGUAAGCUCUGAUGCACUGAAAACAAGCUAUGUAGAUAGUUUUUUCAACAUUUUAAGGAUAUGUGAAGUAUUAAAAUAUAAUUGGUAUUAUAUUUUUACAUUUGUUAUGUUUUUUCUCAUGUAAUGAAUGCAAUAAAUUCUGAACAUACAUUUAAUAAUAAAUGUGUUUUUGUUAUAUAAUGCUUUAUAUAAUGCAGUCAUUUAUUGUUACCUACAGCACUGUUUAUCGUGUUGUUGAUUGUUAUAAAGAUUGGGCUUUUAUAAAAAUACUGUGUU
Messenger RNA from Astyanax mexicanus (Mexican tetra), 3353 nucleotides. It is a transcript of the gene sult5a1, whose product is annotated as sulfotransferase family 5A, member 1. The coding region runs from base 1804 to 2733 and encodes 309 amino acids. Lineage: Eukaryota; Metazoa; Chordata; Actinopteri; Characiformes; Acestrorhamphidae. Gene Ontology annotation, molecular function: sulfotransferase activity. The record is from RefSeq and is a predicted model, not a curated record. Gene Ontology annotation, cellular component: cytoplasm. Gene Ontology annotation, biological process: sulfation. The transcript has 6 exons.